Pungitius pungitius (ninespine stickleback) is the source of this 4782-nucleotide messenger RNA. It is a transcript of the gene klb, whose product is annotated as klotho beta. The record is from RefSeq and is a predicted model, not a curated record. NCBI's taxonomy places the organism in Eukaryota, Metazoa, Chordata, Actinopteri, Perciformes, Gasterosteidae. The transcript has 6 exons. The coding region runs from base 349 to 3498 and encodes 1049 amino acids. Gene Ontology annotation, biological process: carbohydrate metabolic process. Gene Ontology annotation, molecular function: hydrolase activity, hydrolyzing O-glycosyl compounds.
AUACAAUUGAAGAAGCAAUUCUGGAAUAAAAUGUAAAUAAAGGAUUCCCCCGGAAGCUUCUCGAAGCAUGGCAUGAGGCUAUGAGUCAAGCGUUGUGUGGACAUUAAGUGUUAGGGAGGAGCUGAGCACAAGUAACCCGAGGGAGAGAUAGGGAAGUCUGACCAGGUUGUCAGAUGGAUUGCGCAGCACCUUGAAGCUUCUGACUCUCUCUCCUGGGUGUGAUCACUCUUCACCAAAAUGGGGCUUUUUAUUUUCUCAAGAGGAUUUACAAUACUGAACAGAGCAAUUGUGACCGACACCAGCUCGCGCCUUUAAGUGGAUUUCUGAAUCAAGAUCGACUCCUUCAGUAUGCUGAACCACCCUUUAGCUCCCACUCCGAAGUACCUCUUACUCUGCCUCCUGUUGUUGUCGUGCGGUCAGGAAAAGGCAGCCUGCUCUCCUGGAGACGGCAGGGAGAUUUGGCAGCAGCCCAAGCCGGACUCCAUCAUCAAAGACCAGUCUUUCCUUCAUGAUACGUUCCCUUUGGGAUUCCUUUGGGGGUCAGGGACGUCCGCCCUCCAGACAGAAGGGGCCUGGGAUCAGGAGGGGAAAGGCCCAUCCAUCUGGGACCAUUUCACCCACUCCAAUAUCAGCGCUAAACUGGCACCCGAGACGGCCAAUGUGGCUAGUGACAGCUACACCCAGUGGGACAAAGAUGUGGAGGCACUGGAGUAUCUAGGCGUAAGAUCAUACUAUUUCUCUCUCUCCUGGCCCAGACUCUUUCCAGAUGGAAACGCUAAAAGUCGGCCAAACGCAGCUGCUGUGGAGCACUACAGCCGUCUCAUAGAGAGGCUCCUGGAGAAGAGAAUUGAGCCCAUUGUCACCCUCUAUCACUGGGACCUGCCACAGGUCCUGCAGGAGCACUAUGGAGGCUGGAAGAAUGACUCAAUAGUUGAGCUGUUUGAGGAGUACGCUGCCUUUUGUUUCUACACAUUUGGCAGCCGCGUCAGGUAUUGGCUCACGUUGCAUAAUCCAUAUCUGGUGGCUGUGCAGGGCUAUGGGACAGGUGCGCACGCUCCUGGAGAAAAGGGGGGUCCCGCCAGCUUUCUCAUUGUGGCCCACAACCUGAUCAGGGCCCACGCCAAAGCAUGGCACACCUACAACACCCACUUCCGUCCGGCUCAGAAGGGAAAAGUCUCUCUUGUUUUGGGGUCCCACUGGGUUGAGCCUCAAAGAGGCCAAGCCACAGUCACAAACGUUGAGCUUUGCCAGCAGUCAAUGGAGGCGGCCCUCGGCUGGUUUGCCAACCCCAUUUUUGGUGAUGGGGACUACCCAGUCUCUUUAAAACUGAAGUACGGGGCCCUCUUGCCCACAUUCUCCCCUGAGGAGAAGCUCUGGGUGAAGACGACGGCCGAUUUUUUUGCCCUGUCCUUCGGGCCUAACAACCUCCGUCUGGACCGGGGCCUGGUCCAGUACGGGCAGGCCGUGACCCCGGACCUGAGGCGCAUACUGGGCUGGAUAAAGCUGGCGUACGGGGACCCAAAAGUGCUUGUGACAGAGGGGAGCUGGUUUUCUGAAGCCAGUGUGGGAAAGGAGGACACAGUAGCCCUUUAUCUGAUGAAGAGGUUUAUCAACCAGGUCCUGCAAGCCAUCAGGUUUGAUGGCGUGCAGGUGUUUGGAUAUUCUGCCUGGUCCCUUGUGGAUGGAUUUGAGUGGAAUUAUGGCUACACUGUAAGACGAGGCCUAUUCCACAUUAAUUUCAGCGAACCGAACCGAACCAGGACCCCUAAGACCAGUGCUCAGUACUACAGGCGCGUCGUCAGUGACAACGGUUUCCCCAGCGACGAAACUUUAAAACGGAUCACCGGUCGUUUCCCCUGUGAUUUUCACUGGGGGAUCGCUGACUCCACUUUACAGGUCCAGUUCUACCCUUUCUCACCACAGUUUACUGACCACGGUUUGUACAGCUGGAACGUGACAGGAGACGGAUUGUUGCGUCAGGUCUCCGGGGUGAAGACGCAAACCAGACGAGCCCAGUGCACCGACUACUUGGCCAUUCGUGGUCAUCUCCGCCUGUUUGAGUCCACGGGGGCCUCUCAUUACCGCUUCGCUCUCAACUGGUCACUGAUUUUACCCCAGGGAGACCUAUCUAAUGUGAACAUUGAAGCUCUGAGGUACUACCACUGUGUUCUGUACGAGCUCAAGAGGUUGAACCUGCAGGCCGUGGUCAUUCUCUACCACCCCACACACAGAUCUCCACAUCUAGGUUUGCCUGGGCCACUGCAGGCCUCCGGUGGUUGGCUGAACUACAGCACAGUGGAGGCCUUUCAGGAGUAUGCGGCACUCUGCUACCAGCAGCUGGGGUCCUGGGUCCCAUACUGGAUCACCGUUAAUGAUCCCAACAGACUGAUAGAUAUUUAUUCCAGUUGGACGGAGAAGCAUCAGGCAGCUCAUAACCUUCUUCUGGCUCACGCUAAAGCCUGGAGGCUGUACGAGAGGGAACACUCGGCUCACCAGGGAGCGCUGGUAUCGCUUGCUUUACAUGCCGACUGGGCUGAACCCGCAAACCCCUCCGUUGACUCCCAUACAGCAGCAGCACAGAGGUUCCUUUUGUUUGAGCUUGGUCGGUUCUUGGACCCGUUGCUUGGGACUAGAUAUAAAGAGACGCAUAGCAACGUGGACUAUCCCGAAGAGAUGAAGGCAUACCUGGAGGAAAGAGCUGGAGUAAUGGGCCUCUCCGGUUCCCCUCUUCUUACCUUUACUGAGACUGAGAUGAAAGAGCUCAGAGGGACGUUGAGUUUUAUCGCUCUGACUCAUUUUACCACCCGCUUGGUCGCUCCAUAUCUCCACACACAAGACAAUUUUCAGCAGAAACAACAUCCUGAUCAUGGCUGUCUGAUCCUUUCUGAUCCCACCUGGCCCUCCACCCUGGGGCAGGCUCUAGUACCCUGGGGCCUGCGGAAGGUCCUGAACUGGGUGAACCGGAGGUAUGGAGGGGCUCUGCCUAUCAUUGUCACAGCCAGUGGGGUGGGUGAUCCGGCUGCUGUGGAGGACAGACUCAGGCAACACUUUCUCAAGAGUUAUCUGCAGGAGGCGCUAAAAGCUCGCCAAUUAGAUGGAGUCAACCUGCAGGGCUUCUACGUGUGGGAACUGCAAGAUCAACAUGCCCCCCGGUUUGGCCUCUUCACUUCAACCCACCAUCAAUCUAAGGCCAAAGCCUCUGUUGCUAUCUACAGAGAGAUCAUCACUCAUGGGGGUUUCCCCGACGAUAGAACCACGCAAACCUGCAGGUCUAGUGAGCUGCAUGCACGUUGCUCCGUAUGUGCAUGGAUGUUCAGGCACAAGGCAAUGUUGGUCUUUGCAGGUUGCAUCAUAAUUACACUCGUAAUGUUGGCAGCGCUUGUCAUCUUUGUCAUCAUCACCAAGAGAAACCAGACAAGAGGCAGAGGGAGGAGGGUGAACAGGUGGAGAAGAAGGGACGGAGUCGCUGUAUGCUUAUGUCCACCUGUUAAGUGCUAACUGUAGAGACAUUGAUCUGUAAGGUAUAGCAGACGUACUGUGGCUCAUUGACAGGGAGGAACAAUGAUAUUUGGUGUCUGGUCCAAUGAUGUAUGUAUCUGUGCUUGUAACAAAUGUGUGAUUAGUUUACCAACAAUUACUGUAAAAAAAACUGUCUUCUAUUUUAUUGUAAAAAUGUGUUAUUUGGACGAGGGUAAAAUUUGAAAAGUCAUUUUGUUGGUUAAAUGACCGAUAGAUCAACAAAAUUACUGAAUGCCAAAGAUUCGCUGGCGUACUUGUUUGUACAAUCAUUUGAGCUCUAAACUAUCCGAUAAAGGAUGAUAACUUUUUUUAAACUAAUUGCUUACCUUACUCAUGACAGAAAUAUGCCAAUACCGUGAUUCUGGUAUUGGAACAGUGAGUGAUGAUUACAUAGUCUAGAUCAAAACUCAAAAUGGGACUUUAAUAUAUUAUAGAAUACAUGUAGCUUAGAGUAAUUAUGGAUUUUACAAAUCUUUGUGAGAACAAGGUAAAAUAACAUAUUGAGUAGUAGUAUCCAAUUUGUUCUCACCAAGUGUGAACCUCCACCAGACAAUGACGCCCCCUAGCGUCACACGGUAGAAACAAGGAUCUGUCUUUUGUUCAUUCGUUUUUGAGAAAAUACCAGUACUGUGUAUUCUUCUAUUUUAGUGACUGUGCGUCAAUGUUUGUGACCGUGGACUUUGUGAUAAAGUUGAAUUUCCUAGGGGUUGUCUUUAAAAGCAUAUCUGGAUUUUUUAUGAGGUGUGUAACGUGAGACCGACACACAAAUUGGGGUGGAGGAAUCUGCUUUACUCCAACAUCAGCUGGUGCAACGAUGUAACAGUGAUACUACAACACUGUUCUCCUGAUGUGGAAUUGUUUAUCAAACCCUUUCACUCUCCCGUGAGUUUGUUUCAUUCAUCCUGGUCGGUGUUGACACCACACCGCCCACACCAGCCCAGUACCCCCUUUAAAAAAAUGGGGAAGGGUAUUCAUUUGGACCCCCCCAAUGUCUAAACCAUGGUUACGCCCUUGGGAUCAUAAGCGUAAAAAAGAGGCGUUUGCCAAAAUAACUGAUCCUUGAAUUGAUACAUACUUUGGACUUGAAAGCUGCUAAUCAUAACGGAGUUACUUUACUUAAUUCUGAGGGAUUUAGGACAAACUAUAAAUUAUAUGUAAAACGAUUGCCGUUUUAUGAAAAAUGGUUUUAUGUUUACCUGUUCUGAGAUCACUGCAUUAAAAAAAAUGUCCAAAAUGUCACAAAAACCCUGUUUUUGACAAUAU